Molecule: messenger RNA, 6222 nt
Organism: Argiope bruennichi
Lineage: Eukaryota; Metazoa; Arthropoda; Arachnida; Araneae; Araneidae
Product: kelch-like protein 8
Exons: 9
Coding region: 184-1932 (582 amino acids)
Molecular function (GO): protein binding
Source: RefSeq, a predicted model, not a curated record
AGAUGAGAUAGUGUUUGGAAAUCGGCAGUGUUUUUCUCUCAGCUCUUAGGAAAUAAGAGUUCAUGAGAAGUUUGGGCACAACUUUCACUGUUUUUAAACAUACUCCUUAGUUUCAGUUAAUAUCUAUCUAAUCUUCAAAGAUUUCCUAGAAUAUAGCUCAUCUGUCUGUCUAUAUGCCAUACAAUGGGAGACAUAUUGAUUGAAUCCAAAGAAACAACAGAAAUUCCUAGGGUGUUACAAACAUCCUUUAAUAAACUCUUUGAAUUUCUCCAGAAUGAAAUUUUAUGUGAUGUAGUUAUUCAAGUGCAAAGUAAAUCAUUUAAAUGCCAUCGUAACGUAUUAGCCAGUUGCAGUCCAUACUUUCAAGCCAUGUUCACCUCACCCUUAGCAGAAAGCAAGCAAAGUGUGAUAACUAUUAAAGAUAUUGAUGAGGUAACAAUGGAAAUGCUCAUAAAAUUUGCAUAUACUGGAAAAGUGAAUAUUAAUGGAUCAAAUGCCCAGAAAUUGUUGAAAGCUUCAUCAGUUCUUCAGUUUGAUUAUUUAGCUGAAGCCUGUUGCGACUACAUAAGUUCAUGUUUUGACGAAUGCACCGUUUGUAGAAUAAGAGAAACGGCUGAAAGCUUUGGACAGUCAAGCUUAGUCAAAAGGGCUGACUCCUUCAUAAAAUAUAAUUUUAACAAAGUUGUUCCAGAUAAUGAUUUUGUAUAUAUCUCAGACAAGCAUUUAGAAGAACUUCUAUCAGCUGACGAUUUAUUUGUUAAUGAUGAAGUAGAGGUUUAUGAGGCUUUAAUGUUGUGGGUAAAAUUAGAUCCUGAUAAAAGGAAAAAUCUACUGUCUAAAUUACUUCCAAAGGUUCGGCUUCCUCUCAUGCCUUUAGCAUACCUACGAAUGUAUGUAGAAUCAGAUUCAUUAGUUCGUAAAAAUCUGGACUGUCGAGAUCUUCUAGAUGAAGCCAAGCAUUACCAAAUGUGGCAAGUAAGCCAUUUACCAACAUCACAUUUACCUGUCACCGAAAGAACACAGCCAAGAAAAAGUUAUGCUGGUGUAAUAUUCUGCGUUGGUGGAAGAGGAGUAAAUGGCAAUCCCUUUUCUUCAAUUGAGUUCUACAGUUGGUACCAUAACAAAUGGAUUAAAUUAAAAGAUAUGUUAACAAGUCGGAGGCAUGUUGGUUGUGUUUCAGAAAAAGGUAAAAUAUAUGCUGUAGGUGGGUUUGCCAAUGAUGCUCAUUUAUCAAGUGCAGAACAGUUUGAUCCUGAAACAAAUAAAUGGUCAGCAUUAGCACCUAUGACAGUACCAAGGAGAGGUCUCGGUCUCUGUUCGAUGGGCGGUCCUCUUUAUGCUGUUGGUGGCCUAGAUAAUUCACUGUUUUAUUCAAUCGUUGAAAGAUAUGAUAUUAAUGCUGAUGUGUGGAGUGUCGUAGCUUCUAUGAAUUGUUCAAGAGGUGGUGUUGCUGUUGUGAACUUAAAGGGCCAUAUGUAUGCAUUAGGAGGAAAUAGUGGUACAAUAUCUUUACAAACAUGUGAAGUCUAUGAUCCCCAUCUAGAUAAAUGGACUUUUAUAUCACCUAUGAAUCAAAGUAGAGCUGGAGCUGGUGCUGUCGUUGUUGAUGGCUUUAUAUAUGUGAUUGGUGGCUUUGAAAACAAUGUGCCCCUAAACUCUGUUGAAAAAUAUGAUCCAGAUUCUAAUAAAUGGAGCUUUGUUAGUUCUAUGCAAGUAGCAAGAGGUGGAGUUGGAGCUGCUGCUUUGGGAAGGUACAUUUAUUCUAUUGGAGGACAUAAUGCUUCUUGUUAUUUAAACACAGUGGAGAUCUACGAUGUUCAGAAUGACAGGUGGAGUUAUGGACCAGUAAUUAGUGAUUCCCGAGCGGGAGCAGGCAUCGCGUGGUGCUCCAUGAAACCGGAGCUUUUAAAAAAAUUAGCAGAAGGUUGUUAAAAAGGAGAUUAAAGAGCCUGUAGAGUGAUGAAAGGCAUUUUUAUUAUUGCUUCAUGAAAACAGAAGUGUGAAUUUUCGUAUAAAUGAAAGAAGUCAUGUGAAGUAACAUUCAAGUCAUUUUUUCAUUAGGUGGAAUCUGUUUCAUAUUCUCAUUCUGUGAUUUCAUCAAGUCAUGGUUUUCUUCAUUUAUGUAUCUCAAUUUUCUUUGAUUGCUCACAGUGUAAUUUCUUUUAACUAUAUCUUCCCUUUGUCUAAUUAUGUGCCUUUAAAAACAUGCAUUAUUUAUUUAAUAAAUUAGGCAAAAAUAAAUGGCAUGAGAUGGCUUGAAUUUUUAAAAUGUACCAAUGUCCAAAACGUUUUAUUUAACUUUGUUUCCUUAGUUUUAAAAAUUAAAGAUUUUUUUUUUCUAUCUUCUGUGACCUAAUUAACAUUUAUCUUUUAUUUUUGCUGAACGAAGUGAAUAAGGUUGAUGGGUUUUUGAAUUAAAACUGAACUGGGGUCAAAUUUUUAAAAAAUUUGAUUUUUAAAAGCUCAAAAAUCAAUAAAGAUGUUCAUAUAAGGAAAUUGAAUGUAACCCUCAUGAUCCUGCAGAGCUUAUCGUUUUAAAGCAAUAAAAUCAAUCGAUUUCAUUUAUUUUAUGACACUGAAAAUUUCAAAAAUAAUGAUGAUGUAAAUUGCAUUCAAAUUUUUGGGAAUUCGAAAUUUUGCACUCUUAGCACGCUAUAAGUAUUUGUUCUUUAUGUAGAAUUUUUGGAAAUUGAAAAUAAGUGUUUUAAAAAUUAUUUUAAAUAUCAACAUUUAACUAGAUUUAUUUUUUAAAACUUUUCUAGCUCUAUUUUUAAAACCAGAUUUUCGUCGUUUUCAAAUAUCGUAUUUUCAUUAUCAAGAAUAUCCGCGGUACUAAUUUACGGAAUAGUCAUUCGGACGUUCCCUCUGUCUUGAAGUUUUCACUAAAUAAUUAUUUCCAUUUGAAAAUAAUUUUCCUACAAACUACGAAAUGUGCCUACUCUGACAGGCCCCGGUUUGCCUGGAUUUAAAUGAGAUAUAGAAAGAUAUAGAAAUUCGUUAUACUAUGAUGAUAAUCCUUGCACAGAUUUUGAAACAUAAUAUUUUUAACUUUGUUUCCAAACUAAAGUGCUUCAUUUUAAUUUGUAGAAUAAGCUAUGUGCUUUUGCUUUGUUUAAAAAAAAAAUUAUUGUCAAGAGGGAUAUUACUAUUUGCAUAUACAAGUCACUGCAGUUUUUGAACGUUUGUUUCUUUUACAUUCAUUUGAUAUUUUAUUAGUUUUCCGGUUACUUGAUUCAACGUCGGAUUUAGUUUUUUUUAUGGAAAAUUUCUGAACAUUAAAUUUAAAACUAUGAUUAAACUCUUUCUAAAUACUAUUUUUUUAGUAUCAAAUAAAAAAAAAUUGUUCUUUUUUUUUGUUUAUAUUUUUUCUGCCUUUAUUAAGUUAUUAUGUCUUUCAGUAGAAUACCUUUUUGUCUUUCAGUUGAAGAUCUUUUUAUGGUCUUUCAAUUGAAUAUAUUUUUGUUUACAUGUUUAAAAAAUUUCAUACUAAGAUUGAUGUAACUUUUUGAAUACUCAUUUAUGUGGAACAUUGUGGAAUAUAUUUUUGUUUACAUGUUUAAAAAAUUUCAUAGUAAGAUUGAUGUAACUUUGAAUACUCAUUUAUGUGGAGCAUUGUGGAAUAUAUUUUUGUUUACAUGUUUAAAAAAUUUCAUACUAAGAUUGAUGUAACUUUGAAUACUCAUUUAUGUGGAGCAUUGUGAAAUAUAUUUUUUUUAUGUGUUUAAAAAAUUUAAUAUUAAGAUUGAUGUAACUUUGAAUUCUCAUUUAUGUGGAGCAUUGUGAAAUAGUUCUUGGUUUUCAUCUUGUUAAAUGAAAGUUGCAACAACUGAUGUAUUCAUUUUGUAGUGUUUUAUAUUGAUUCAUUAUUUUAAAUAUGUUGUUUUCCAGUGCAUUUUAAAUAAUAUUUUUCUUAAAAAUCAAAUGCUUUGUUUAUUGGAUAUUUCUCCUGAUUUAAGAAAUCCAUUAAUUUUUUUAUUUAGAUAAAAUAGUAAAAUAUUUAGGUAUUACUGUACUGUAUUAUUAUUGUAUGACCAAAGAAUUUGCUACCAAAGAAUAUAUUUAUAUACAUGUCAGUAUGUGAUGAGCUGGUAAUAUAAAAAAUAUACAAAAUAAUAGUUAUAAAAUAGAAUUAAAUUUCUUUCUUUCUGUCAGAAUUUUAAUUUUCUUAUGGGACUGUACUAUUUACAAAUGUUUAGAUAUUUGUGAGUGUAUAUAUAGAAUAUUGUUUUUAAAGAAAGAAGUAUGUACUGUUAUUUCAUAUCCUGUUUAUGGAUGUAAAACAAAUAAUAAUAAUAAAUUUGCAGGACUGUAAUUUAGAAGUAGUGAUGGUUUUCAAAAUUUUAGUUCAAUUUAGUUAGAGUUAUAAAUUUGCUGAAAAUUAAAUAUAACUACAUUUAAAAAAUGGGACCGUAAAUGUUUUUUUUUUAAUUAUUAGAUUAGGAAAUCUCAUUUUUACCAUAUUUUACAGCUUACAAAUUUCAUUUGUUGAGGCAUAUCUUGUAAAUAAAUUCAUGAUUCCUAACUCUUUGGCAUCAAAGAAUUACAUUUCAGAAAGAUUCAGAAUCUUUUAUGUAAAUUAUAGCUCAACUGAUUUUUGAGUAUUAUUUUUCCUUUGUUGAUUUUUUCCCCAAAUGCGAUUGCUAUAAGUAAGUUGUUUAUUACAUUUGUUUACAUUUUGAAGAGAAUAUAAAAAUGUUUUUGUGCGUGUGAGGUUCUUAAGGCAAAUGACGAUUAAAAUUUAUUGAUAUUUUGAUUUCUCAUAUGAGUCCUGCAAUUUUUACAUUGUAUUUUUAAGUGGAUAUUCAAAAAAAUUUGUGACUAUUAGAUGACGCUACAGCCUAUAUAAGCGAAUUCCGCUGAUGAGCCGCGAAAUAACUCGAAAAAGAUUGAAACCAAAGCAAAGGGGCUUUUGAACAAUUUUUAUUGAUAAUUAUGGUGUAACAUAAUUGCCACUUAUGAUUAAUAGUUAUUUUCUGUAUUUACAAAUAAUGUAUUUUUUGACAAAAAAUUGAGAACUUCUGUUUUAUGUUAUAAUAGUUCCUUUUUUUAUGUUAUUGAUAUUGUUUUUAAAACAUUUCAUCACAAAAAAAGAACAACCGCCAAUAAUCGAAAAUUUACUGUAUUGAUAUGUUAGAACACUUAGAAAUUCUUCAUUUAAUAUCUAUAUGUUUCAGUCAUAGUAUUUUAACACAAUAUGAACAUUUUUUGCAUUGUAUUGUUUUUAUUUUGCUAAUUUAUUGAAAUAUUGCAUAAAUUUAUAUCUUUUACUUUCAAGUGAAACUGCACACUUACUUUCAACAUGAACUUUUAUCAUUUCAUAAUUCAUCAAGUAAAUACUUUUUAAUCUUUUCCAGAAAAUAACUUAAGUAGAAGUCUUCUUAUCUGAAAAUUCUGACAGUUAAUAUAUCUUAACUAUUUUGUGCAAUAUAAUUGUUCUAAUUAAGGUUGAGUUUAUAAAUCUAGUCUAAAAUGAGUUGGAUAUCCUAUAUACAAAUCUACUCUUAUAAAUAGAGUUCGUGAUAAUUCAAUUUUAAGCUGAUGUUAGUGAAUAAGAAGUAUUAAUUUUAGAUUCCCAGCUAAGUCAAACAGAGUAUUAGUAAUUAUCUUUUUAAUUUGUUAAAGCUAAUUACCAAAGAUUAACAAACCAUGAACAAAGUAGCAUGCUGUGCAAUUCAGUGGUUGUAAAUAUACUCAUGUUUGUUCAUUUUUUUUUUACUUCACUUAUUUUAAUAACUCAUAAAUAUUUUAAUAAUUCUUCUCUUUAAUGGUGUUUUCUAAUACUGGAUAAUUUGAUACCUGUUAAUUUAGAAUACAUGUUUUCUGUUGAUUUCGAAAAUUAUUUUUAAACCUGAGAAAUGCAUGCAACUUCUUUAAAAUCAGAAUUCUCAACAAGAAUUUUGGUUACAAAAUAUGUAUUAUGAUUAAGUAUAUGCUGCUGAUGUACUUUGAAUGAGUUAUGAUACAUUAUUGAUAAGAAAUUUUUAUUUGUAAUGCUUGUCUCUUUAAAUGAUGCAAAUGCAUGUGAAUUAUCAUUCAUAAUAAAGAAAAGUCUUAACUGAAAUUUUGCAUAAGGAUUUGAAGUUCUUUUUACAUGCCUUUCAUGUUAAAGGGAAUUUCAAACAUAUUACUAUCUAAUUUAGCAGGUGUAAAUAAUUUAUUUUUUACUAUUUUUCUGUUGUAUCAAGUUCAUCUUUUUUUACAGUCAAUACAAUUGUUAUUAAA